UUUAUUUUUCACAGUGAAUAGGUUGCUGGCAGGUUAUUUUUGUUUGAACAAUUAUUCUGACUUUUUGGCAUCAUUUUGUCACCAGGGAUGCAUAACACAGUAGCAUGACAAUGUUACAAUAUGGGAGUCAGAAACCAAAGGAAAGUUGUUAAAUGCCAACAGUCAUAAAACCAGAAAACUCAACAUCUCCUCCUGCCACCAAUUAACAGCUUUUUAAAAAUAACUGAGUCAGAACUACAGGUACACUGUGGUUGGCUUCCUUAAAUGUAGGAUUCAGAGGUUGAUAUUUACCAGACAGCAAUUUUCUUUUAAAUACCUCUGGUCCAAGCUGGCUGGGCUUUGUCUGGAUGGGAUAUAUGCUUAAAAUAUUGAAUAUCAUCAAAGAACUGUCAACUCUUGCCUUUGAAAUAUGGCCAGUAUGGUCUCCUGAAGACAGCUUCAGUCGUGUUCUGCAGAGGACUGACUGAAACUGAUUUUAUGAAACAUUUCCAUAACAACAGUUGGUGCUGAGUUGAGGUUAGGUAGGACCUGGGGCCACUGGUGUCAGAGCAGUACAGGUGUUCAAGACAGCAUCAUCCUUGUCUAGUAAAGAUCACUUGGCUGUUCUAAAUACUAAAACAGCUUCUAUAGAAGUUUCCAAGUGGUAUUUAGCUGGUUGCUGGUAGAAUAGCAUGAAACUGGCAUUUUGUAAGCAGCAGGAAAGAGUUACAGGCCCACUUUUAUGGCUUCUGCUUCCACUUAGCCUUCUGUAAUGCUGCUGCAUUUACAGGUCAGAGCUGUGCUGGAGAAUCUUCGCCCAUGCAAAAAGUUUCUCCUGUUCCAGUCACAACAGGAAAGUUUUGUUCCUCCUUUGAACAUUCUUGUCUCAAGGUUGUAGAUAAGCAAGGCAGGCAGUGUGGAGUAUUUGGAGAUCUCGCUGUUCUGUCUUGGAGUGGUUGCUGUAUUUUUGAGGAUAUAAAGGGGAUACUGAGCCCCUGGAUAAUCUAAACUUGCACUUAAAAUAGAUUUGCUGUAAGUUACACUAUGUAGAGGGAUAUUCUCUCAAGAUGUAUUUGCUCCAAUCACCUGGGUAUUGCCUUUUUAUUUUUGCUAGCAAAAUAAAAUGAGAUACUGUGUUUGUAUUCCAGUGUCAGCAUCAGCAAAUAUUAAUGCGUUUUGCCAUUCUGCAGCAUACAAUAAUCUGCAGAGUCAAGAUCCUGGACUAAUGGAUAAAUGAUGCUUAGUUUCCCUUCUGUAUGAAGCCAGUAAAUAAGUUGAUUAUUUUGACUUAUCUGUUUUUAAUUUCCGGUGAGUUAUUCUGGCUCAUACAGAGCCUCUGUAUGAGUUGUUUAUAACUCUUUAUGAAUGGUGCAGACAGUCUGUGAGAGCCUGGCUCUGCGCCUCUGUCUCUGGAGUGAAUUGUACUGUCAGGAAAACAGGGAGCCAGCCAGAGGAGCUGCUUCCCUGCUCUGACACUCAGCUCAUUAUUGAUUUUCCUCUGUGGUCCCACCCAUGGACAAGCAAUGAUGGAUGGACUCUCAAAAAUGCAGUUGUGAUGUUUGAUCAGCACAGCUUUCUUUUAAGCCAUUCAUGAUGUGCUAGACUGUAUAAAAUGCAGUUCCAGUACAGGGUUAUAUUCCUACCAACCUGAGCUCAGAGGCAUCUUUGUGGGGAAGGAGAGGAAGUGAAAAAUAAUAGCUCAUAGAUAAUACAGAUUUACUUGAGAUAAGGCAUUUAAUAUCUUUUUCUCUACAGCUAUCUUCUAAAAACAUCUGAAUGCCCACCAGUUUCAGGCUUAUGAGAGCUUCAGUCUUGUGUCCUAAAGUCAUGAGUCCUUUAGUUUUGUCAAGAAGCUGUACUUCAGAUGCACAGCUUUGUCAAGAGCCAUAGUAAAUCUGUCAGUCAUAUCUGUAGGAUGAUCUGAAGUUAAAGUUAGCUCUUCUCUGAACCAGGGAUUAGCCCAGAUGACCUCUUGAGGUGUCUUCCAGCCCACGUUACACUGCGAUUACACAGCAAGGCAGGGCACUUGCAGCAUGGCAGCUGCACGGUCAAAUCAUGCAGCAAGUGUUCAGAGAAGCUUUUAAAGGGGUGAAGGAUAAGGUGCUAAAAGUGUUGUAUUGGAAAGUGUGCAGCCACUGACGACAGUUCCUGCCCUGAGCAGCUCUUCUGAACAAGCAGAGCAGGAACAUAUCCUGCCUGGAACGUCAGCAUGUACCUGUGAGUUCAGGCUUUAUAUGAAUUUGGAUUGUACCAGAUGACCUCAUUAGGGCCCUGUUCUUGCAGGUAUUACUUUACAAGAGCAGUUGUGAUCUGUUUAUUUUGAAAUUGCAGCGUGAGCAAAGAAGGGAAGAACUUCUGACACUUUGCGUCGCUGUUAGAAAACAGGCACAGCUCCUCAUGGUGAAAAAUGAAGCUUUUUGUUUUAGGUGCCUGGCUCAAGCUUGGCCCAGGAAGUAUACUCAGAGUUGGCAGUUUUUCUGCUGGUUUACACUUAAAGAGUUCCCAAAUUAGCUGUUUGCUGAGGAGACAGAAAACAUGAACUGAUUUUUCACUUAUGGGUCAGGCUGGGGUUACUCUCAGACAUGAGCACAAAUAGCUCAAAAUCAGAUGCUUGAUAUCAUUUGUAUGUGGAGUCAUUGAUAAGUGGAAAUAUAAAAUGUCUUCAAUGUUGGCAAACUAAAUACAAUCAGUUCUUAAAAUAAAGUCUUCAUCUCAUGAAGUUCCUUAGUCCCACAUUUAUGUUAUCAGACUAAGAACUAGAAUAAAGGAUUAAAGUGUCUUGCUGUGCUGGAUGGAGUCUAGGUACAGCAGAAGACUUACAAGAAAAAUCUUUAAGUAUGAAAAUGAAUCCUCAGUGGUGAAGGAUUGCAAUUGUUCUGGGAAAAACACAGGAAGCCCAACAUCCCACGAGUACAUUGCGACUUAACAGGCAAUCCUGCAGAAGAGAAACCUGACAAGCAAAUGUUUAUCCUCUCAAACAUGAAGUUUCCCACAACAGAAAAAUGGUAUUUUUAAAUCCUCGAGCAAGGACUGUAUAUGCAUUAAUAUAAUUUCUUGUUGAGUUUCUCAUAACACUUGGAUACUGCUUGCUAGUUGGCUGGGUAGUUAGACUUAUGACAAUAAAUGCUUUCAAUAAAGGAAUUAAAAAAUUGGCAAAUGGCCUCAAAUGCCUGUUGAAACAUGUCUGAGCAAAACCCUGGGUUGCCUUAAUAUAUUGGGUGCAUUAGUGAUUAAGAGUUCUGGUGUCCUGGAACAUGCGUAAGAAGAUGGGAUCCAGGACUAGGUUAGCUUGGCUCAGCUCUUGCAAAAGAGUGAGGUUUGAAUGUUCCUGCUGCUUUUGCAGCUGUCUUUGAGCCCUGGUUUCCAUGCCUCCCUGCAUCCAUAUUACCCAGGAAUCUUUCUUCCUAUCAGCUUGAUAUGCUUAUAUUUCAGAUUACUGUCAGGUUUUUCCUCUGCAUUUUACCCGUAUUUUGUCUGUUUAAUGAGUUCAUUUAAGAUAGAGCAGUGAACGUGGAGGCCUGGGUGCAUUAUCCCCUCUUUGGAACUGUCCUUUUUCAGAAAGGCAAAUUUAUCAGGAAAGAUUUCAGGAGAGCUGUUUGGAUUAAUGUCACUCAUCAAUAGCACAUAUGCACAAAGCCACCUGGCAGUUUUAAAACCAGUUAAAAGGCAUUUGAGUUAAUUUUCUUUGUCAGAAAUAUCCCAGCUGGUUGUAUGAGUUUCCUAGGGCUGUUAUUCAAUGCUGAUUUUUUACUCCUUAGGGAAAGGCAUGGGUGCAUAUGGUAGUGGAGGGCUGGAACAUCUUCAUGAGUAGCCUCAUCUUUGGGGGAGCAGUGAUGCUUGGGAGCACUGUGUUAUCUUUUCUGGAGACACUGUUUUUCCUCCAUUCUCUUAACAGGCUUGCUUGGCUGCAUAGAUAUUGUGGAGACUCUCACUUUGGAAUGUGUUCCAGAGUCUGCUUAAAUACUUGAGUUAAAGAAUAUAGCUGAGAGCCCCAUGGAAAGGUGGCUAUGGUGGAAGUUCAGCUUGAUGCAGAACACGACUAUCCUCAGGGGCUCUUGAUAGCCUUCAGUGCCUGCACUACUGUGCUUGUUGCAGUUCACCUUUUUGCACUCAUGAUAAGUACCUGCAUUCUUCCAAACAUAGAGGCUGUAAGCAAUGUGCAUAACCUCAACUCUGUCAAGGAAUCUCCUCACGAGCGCAUGCACCGGCACAUUGAGCUCGCGUGGGCGUUUUCCACUGUCAUUGGGACUUUGCUCUUUCUUGCAGAAGUGGUGUUACUGUGCUGGGUGAAGUUCCUUCCUUUAAAGAAGAAAACUGACAACACCCCGCAGAGCAACAGUUCUACCAUCACAUCAGGACAGGCAGCAGCCAUUGCAUCGACGUCCAUUAUGGUGCCCUUUGGAUUGAUUUUCAUUGUGUUUGCAGUCCACUUCUACCGGUCACUGGUGAGCCACAAAACAGACAGGCAAUUUCAGGAACUCAAUGAACUUGCUGAAUUUGCACGGCUCCAGGAUCAGCUGGAUCACAGAGGUGAUGCUGUCACCUCAGCUGUCACCAAUUUUGCGUAAACCUGUGCUUAAGAAAAUGAACCCACUAUUCUGCUUCUGCCUUAUGGUGACUCCCUGUGGAUGAACUGGUCGAACUGCUGAUUACAGUUUUAAUUAUAAAUAUUGUUCUAACCCUUUAGAGAGGGAAAAAAAUGUUCCUUUCAUACAAGUUUUGCUAUCUGAAGGAAUGGAUGGUGGGGUGUGAUUGCACUGCGUGUGCAGCCCUCCUCCUGUGAACACUGUCUCGCAUCUUUCUCGUUAAUGCUGAAUGGUGGCUGUAUAAAUACAUGGAAAAUAACAUUGUACAUUUGGGUAUUUGUUAGGAAUUGAUAGAGAAGUUGUGGAUUUUUUUUCUCUGUUUAUCUGAUGUUGGCAUUUACUAGAAGAUACUGCUUGUCCUAUCCAUAUUGCAUGGCAUGAUACAAAUUACUUGGGACAUGCAGCAAUUAGCGCUCGGUUUCAGUGCUAGCUGCUCUCCCUGGAAAGCCUGACAGAUGGUAGGAGUGAAAGCUUUCCCAGCACUUUCCCCAGUAUGUUUUGCUGCCAAGUAAUUAUUACUUUGCUGAUUUCUCCAGUGCCUUUUUCCCGUGGCACUUACACAUUUUGUAACUUGCUAAACAUCCAGGACUAGACUCGCUGCGAUGUGGUGUGGCCACAUGAGUAGGAAUGAGACUCAACUCUUCUCUUCAGUGGAAGAAAAUAAAAGCAAUAACUGUUUUAAAGUUCUCAUGAGCUGGCACAUAUUAUCUGGAGAGAUAGAUUUGCCUGUUUCUCAUUUAAGAAUCAUUUUUUAAAAAGAAGGAAAAGAAGGAACUAGAUGGAAAUUAUCACUGGAUAAUUUUUUUUUGCUUGAAAAUCAGAACCACUGCUGGUUUUUAUCCAAGCCAAAGUAGUAAUUAUUUUAUACUUUUAUAUUGAAAAUAUGUUUUUAAUAAAUCCUCAGAAACAAGCAGCAAAAGGUGCUUUUUCUCUGUGUUGGAUUCCCAAGUAAUUAGCUAUGCCUUUGUCUUCCUUGUUUAGGAAAGUGUUCUUUUUGCUGAAGUGUUGUAUUUAAUAACUCAUUAUACAUUUUUUGCUUUCAAUGGAUCUGGAAGACAACUUUUCUUGAUGUAUAUUUAUUUGUGAAAGUAGGUUAUUUGUAAUUAAUAUUGCUGCUUUCUUUCAGACACCUCUGUGACAUCAGGGCUACUGUGUUGUUCAUUUCCUCUAAGCAAAAACUUCCAUUUGGUCUCCUACAUAAGAGGUUUGUCCAAGAAAGAUUCCAGCAGUUGUCCUGGGCUGGAAUGGGCUAUGUCUAGGAGUUGAAUUUAGAACACAGUUCUUCUAUAGAGGAGCUUUGGGCUUUAAUGGGAAAAAGCUGUUUUUGAACACAAACUGAGACAAGUUUCAAGCCAAAGGGAAAAAAAAAUCACAACCCAACUACCUAUCACACUAGUUGUAGCAAUCACUGUGGAAUAGAAACCUGGGAUUUUGCCAUGAAACAGGAGGGACUGUGACAGUCCAGUGGAGCUGUGCCUGACAGCCUGGGCUGAACGUGGUCUCUCACACCAACCUCCAUCUCAGGUUAUCCCAAUGUACUUGCAAUCUGUACAAAGUGCCUGUGCAGUUCAGGUGCAGAGUGUGGUUACUGCUGAAGCAGAUGGGAGCUGAUCUCUCCUGUCAGCAGCGCUGCGCUGCAAAGCAUUGACAAGGUCACCCAUGGUGCCUUUGUAUUCUAAAAACAUAACUAUUAAAAGAAAACAACCUGCUGGGCUGUUUGCUUUUUCAGCAGCAGUUGUGGUUCACAAGCAGCAAACAGCUUUCCACUUGGUGUUUUCACGAGUUCUGGCAUACAGAGGCCAAACUGGAUUUUCUCAGCUCUGCCAUUACAUGCUUCAAAUAUAUUUCUAUUCCUGAUGUAAAUCUGAUGGUGUGGACUGUAACUACAGACUCACAGUUGUUUGUUCAUGGAGCACUGGAAACAUUGCUUUAGUCAAGGCAAUAAGGAAGCAGCAUUCCAAAACACAAAAUCUAGGUAGUAGACACAAAAUGUAUUUUCCCAUCCAAGACUGAACUUUACCAGUUUUGUCUUGGGGAAACAGGCCCCUAAAAUUUCCCACUAAAGGAAGAAAACCUGACUUGGUAUUCACACUAGAGAAACUGACUGGAAGGAUGUGGUCAGGUGUAAAAAAUUUACUUCUGUCUGUAAAUUUUGUAUUUAGAAGUUACAUGGUUCUGAAUGUAAGUUAAAAAAAUCAGUUUUCCAAGUUUAUUUUGUAAAAUUCCUUGCUGUUCUGCAUAGGAAGCUGAAUUUCUCAUUGAUUUGUGGAUCUUCUACAAAGUGACUGAGAAGUAUGGGGUUUUCUUGUUGUUUAAGACAUACAGAAUUAGAAGCUAGCGGGACAUGGUUAUUUUUAGUUUUCUCAAGCUGGUAGGCUCUGAGCUAAUAGCGCUGUUAUUACAGCUAAUUUUCUGACUAUUUUCUGCACUUUAAGCCGUGAUAUCAAGUAUGUUUUUGUCGUUUUCCACCUGUGGAAAUGGUCAUGAAAGUUACACCUUGGGUACCUUUAUCACUGUGUACUCAGGCAGUAACCAGACACAAACACAUGGAUCUAAACAUUGAGUGCACUUAAAAUUUUUUAUCCCUUAUUUAUACUAACGGUGUUAGGCAUUUACCUCAAUCAUUUUAAACAUUGGUUAUUGUAUAUCACUUAUUUGGGUAUAAAAUACUUUCAUGAAAUAAAAUAUACUCAAUUGUUGUGGAUUAUU
This is a messenger RNA of Cyanistes caeruleus (blue tit), 7274 nucleotides long. Lineage: Eukaryota; Metazoa; Chordata; Aves; Passeriformes; Paridae. The record is from RefSeq and is a predicted model, not a curated record.